AUUGACUGUUUUGGUCCGUGACAAUUUAAUAUUGGAUUUUAAUAUUUUAAAUAAAACUCUUUACAUUAAUAUUUUUCUUUACAUACUAUAGUUGUACUCAUGGCCAUGAGCACUCGGUUACGUACUAUAGGUGAUAUUCAUUUGUUGAAAAUGGAGGCGUGAUGGAGGUGUAGUUGUCGCAGGACUAGGAUUUUCAAGUUUGCGGUUGUGAAGAUUUCCACGUCCAGCAUGGCAGGAAACAAGGUGAAUACCAAAACAAAAGCUAAGGAAGAUAGGAAUAAAGCUAAUUCUAAGAAUAUUGGUCAAACUAAUGAAGAUUCUGAAGAAACAGACUUUGCUUUGCUUAGAAAACCUAUACCUACAAGUAUAACAGGGUUUGGCCAAGCAAGAAAAAUUUUUGACUUGGCUACUGAAGAACUCAAAGACUUAUUAUCAAAUGAGUGUGAUUUACUAUAUGAGUGCAAGGUUUGCAGAAAUAUAUUUAGGAGCUUAGCAAAUUUCAUAUCACAUAAGCGUGUUUAUUGCAAGGAAAAGUUUAGUUCUUCGUUGCAUAGUCAUUUUAUCAAUGCUACUUCAACGUAUAAUGAACUUCUGAAAAUAAAACAUUUGGAACAAGGAUAUCAAGCUUCUUUGAAGGAAAAUGUUGAAAAGGACAGUAAUGAUGUAGAUGACAGAGUGCCACUAACCAAGGACUUGACAGCAAUAGUGGAGAAAAUUGCCAAAAACAAAGGAGUUUACCAAAACAAUAAUGAGGAACCUGAAAUAGCAUUACAAAAGAUACCAAACAGUUCUGUAGCUGUUUUUCAAAGUGUUCAGACAUCCGAAGAUAGACAAAAUGAAAAUAUGAAAGCGCAAGUAAAUGAGUUGGACAAUAUUUUAUCAAGGGACAUUGCUGUUCUGCAAAGUGAUGGCAACUUUAAAGUGAAGAGUUCAGUAUCUGAAGAAUCUGAUAAUGUCAUACAAAUUAGUGAUGAUGAAGACAAUAACGAUGUUACCGAUAUACUUAAAUGUAAAAUAUGUGAUAUACAGUUCUCAACCCAAAAGACUUUGAAGUUCCAUAUGAAUUACAAACAUGUUGAAACUCGCCUUGUUUAUCCAUGCCCAGAUUGUCUGGAAAUUUUCUCCACAUCUUGGAGUGUGUAUAGGCAUCUCUUCAAAGUUCAUAGAAAAACUGCUGCACAAAUCCGAAGGCUUAGGGAAUCGAUACAAGCGAAGGCUUUCAAAAUGAACAAUCCGCCCGCGUUCUAUGAAAAACGUAAGAACAAUAUGAAGAUUACUGCUCAGAAAAUUUCAGAAGAGGAAAGAUUAGAACAAGAGAAUCAGGCUUGGAUGGACAACAUGGAGGGAGACGGGGAGCUGCCACGAUGCGGGGGCUGCGGCCGCACGUUCGAGCGGCGCGCCGCCCUCGCCGCGCACACGCACACCUGCCAGCCGCGCUCCCGCGCCCUCUCGCGGCGCCAGCCUGAAACUAAGAAGAUCGAAAUCCAAAUUCGCAAAGAUUACCACAAGGGACCCUCCGUUAAUUUGAACUUACCCAUCAAAAUUACUGAUGCUAACGAAAACAAAAUUACUAAGGAUGAGCAGCAAGCAGUACCUAAACCAAAAAAAGAGGAAGAAAAACAAAUUGUAAUUGAAGACAAAGAUGUUGAUGAAGACAAGGUUGUGGAUGACGACAAGGUUGUGGUGGAUGACAAGGUCGUGCUAGAUGACGACAAGGUCGUAGUGGAUGACGCGGCAAUGGACGUAAGUGACGACGACAGCAAAUCCAACGACGCAACAGAAUCCCCGGAAAAAGUGCCUGAGAAACGACAAAUAGAUCCGCCAAAACUUAAUAUUAGAUUACCUUUCGCUCAUCAAGCAGAAAAAAGCAACCGUACAGCAUUCAGACAGAGAAUCCAAUCAGAAAUAGAAAUAACCAAAAUGUUGUGUAAGAGAUGUGACGCCCAAUUUGGUGAGACACAAGAACUGUACGAUCAUGUGGCGGAACAUGUCAAAUGGAUGCGGUAUGCUUGCAAGUUGUGUAACUUCAAGCAUUACUUCUUCGAGAAGUUACCUGAACAUGUUAAAGUUGUUCAUAAACUAAAAGGUGAUAAGGACUUUUACUAUAGUACUGUGAAAGCCAUUGAUGGUCCAGAAGCUUUGGAACUAUGCGAGUCGACAGACGAGCUGCCUGAUGCUACUGAAACGAGUCCAGAAUCUAGACGUCCGAGCCGGUGCUCUAGUGAUUCCAGUAGAUUAUCUGAUGACAGUUCCUCAAGUAGCACUCGAGUAGAAGGCUUAAGUAGAAAGAGAAAAGUAUUCCACAGCAAAACCAAUGCGAAAAAGAGAAAGGAAUUUAUUGCUAAACCAGUUCAAGAUAAAGAUGGAGAUUCCUCAAUGGACAAAAGUAUCAGCCUAGACAACUAUUCAUCUACAAAUAUCAAAAACUUUGAAGAAAACUCUUCAGACUUAGAUGAUAUUGAUGCUAAAAAGCAUGUAUCUAACGACAACACGUCAUCUGUCGCAUCUAGAAGACCAGUUAGAAGAAAAACGAAACCUAAGAAUGCAGACUUUGAAUAUGAUUUAUCAAAUUUAUUGAAAAUGGAAGCACAAGGCUAUAGAGAUUCUAUAACAAUGGCGACGGCCAAAUCAGGCCAAACUAAGAAAAAAGCUCAACAAGAAAUACAAAGUAACUAUGAUAAUCUCAACAAAGAAUGCUGUGGAGCACUAGUCACUUUGUCAAAGAAGUCUGUUGAAAGAUCAGCAGCACAUAUAAAAACAGAUUUCUCUACUCUUUGCCCCCAAAAAGAUACUAGACUUCCAAAUGUAUUUGUCAGACCAAUGUUACCCAAGAUUAUUUCGAGAGGAGAUAAAAUAUCUCCCAAGAAGGAAAAUAACGAAGAUACGAAAGAAUCUCCUAGUCCUGUAAAAGAAGUGCCUGAAAAAGCUUCCCCAAUUAAAAAUGUUCCUGUUGAGGAAGUUUCCAAAGCUAAAGAUGAUGAAGUUAAUACAGUGCCAGAAGUAGUCGAAAGUACAGUUUCUACUAAAGAACAAAAUAGCAUAAAACCUAAACUUCCUGAAAUAAUUAAAUCGAAAAGUCUUCCGUCAGUUGUUCCUUUUAAAUUUCGACGACAGAGUAUAGAAGUUAUGAAAAAUCCUAUUAUUAACAAAAGCAUUACGGAUUUCACAAAAUCCGGAUUGAAAACGAAGAUACUAGUCAUCAAGCCAAUCAACAGAAGCAAGGAUGGGACACAAGCGUUGAACACUCCACUUAAGUUUCAAACUAUAAAACUGAAAGACCCAAACAAAAGGAAUUCGAGUGACGACCAAGAUCAGGUAGUCGUCGUUAAAGUACCUAAAGUGGAUUGCGCAAUAGCUAGACCGAUUAGUGAAGUACCCAACAAAAAUAAUGAAACAGCAUCCCCAGCGUCUUCCGAAACACCAGCAGAAACCUCAGCAACAGCAAUAAUAACACCUACUGAAAAUACUAAAUCAAUAAAACCUGAAGAUAAAAGUAAUGAUAUGUCUACUUUAACUGUAUCUGACACUGAAGUAGACAAAACCGUUCCCACCGAUAUUGAAGAAUGUGUUUCAUUAUUAGAUAAUGACAAUAUGGAUAAGAAAUCUGAAGAUAGACUGCUCGAUGACGAUGAUGAUGAUAUUAUCGAAGAAGAUGGUAUUGAAUCUGUAAUAAAUAAAGAAACUCCUACAGAAAUUAUUGACACAACUGUAUUAUAGACUUUGUAAGAAAUGACGGAAACAUUUAUUUAAGUUAAUGCUUUAAAGCACUUUUAGUUUAAAUCAAUUAGAACCUAUGCCUUUAGGUAGAAAUAACAA
This is a messenger RNA of Spodoptera exigua (beet armyworm), 3816 nucleotides long. The record is from the annotation of a GenBank genome assembly. NCBI's taxonomy places the organism in Eukaryota, Metazoa, Arthropoda, Insecta, Lepidoptera, Noctuidae.